UUUCAAGAUGCAUGGACUGUGAUCAUUUCCUCUGCCAAGAAUGUCAAAAGGCACAUGGACGAAUGACUGCCAUGAAAUCUCACAAAAUCUACACACUGGCUGAACUUCGUUCAGGAGAGAUUGUCUACAAGAGUAAACUUAGAGAAGAAGUUCCCAAAUGUGACGAGCAUCCAGAUCAGAAUCUCAAUGUCUACUGCAACUCAUGUGAGCAAGUCAUAUGUACAACAUGCUCUGUACUUGAUCAUGAAAAACACUCACUCACUGGAUUACCUGAGGCAGUAGAGAAAUGUAAGAAGAAGGUCACAGAAAUGGUCCAAAACAGUGAGAGAAGAAAAACAGAAUUGAGCACCACCAUAGAAGAGAUGUUAAAAUCUCGCAAGGAUCUGGACACCAUGUUUGCCAACACUCAAAAGAAAAUCUCCAAAAAGGCUCAACAGGAGAUUACAAAGCUCAAACAGGAGGUUGCAAAGAUCAAAAAGGAAGAACAGAAAUUGUUGAAAGAGACAAACACGAUUUAUGAAGACAAACUCAAAGCUUUUGAAGCUGUUCAAGCAACCAACAGGAAAGAGGUGACACAGACAGAGCACAAGCUGGAGGAGGUGAACCAACUCAUGAAUCAAGCAAGUUGCAAGCGCAUGGACAACAUAGCCAUACACCAGUAUGGCAGAAAUAUAGAACCUAGUCUGUGA
Molecule: messenger RNA, 689 nt
Organism: Patiria miniata (bat star)
Lineage: Eukaryota; Metazoa; Echinodermata; Asteroidea; Valvatida; Asterinidae
Product: E3 ubiquitin-protein ligase Midline-1-like
Exons: 2
Coding region: 12-689 (225 amino acids)
Biological process (GO): positive regulation of DNA-templated transcription
Cellular component (GO): chromatin; nucleoplasm
Molecular function (GO): ubiquitin-protein transferase activity; zinc ion binding
Source: RefSeq, a predicted model, not a curated record